Oncorhynchus gorbuscha (pink salmon) is the source of this 5514-nucleotide messenger RNA. RefSeq names its product high affinity cAMP-specific and IBMX-insensitive 3',5'-cyclic phosphodiesterase 8B-like. NCBI's taxonomy places the organism in Eukaryota, Metazoa, Chordata, Actinopteri, Salmoniformes, Salmonidae. Gene Ontology annotation, molecular function: 3',5'-cyclic-AMP phosphodiesterase activity. The record is from RefSeq and is a predicted model, not a curated record. Gene Ontology annotation, biological process: signal transduction. The transcript is spliced from 22 exons. Bases 660 to 3266 code for a protein of 868 amino acids.
AUGAUGUGUAGAUGAGAGAGAGAGAGACCUCAGACAAUAAAAUGCGAUGGCCAGAUGAAGAGGAAAUGAGCCAGUGUGAUCCAGCGAUUUCACGCGGCGUUUUUUAAAAAUCCAAUCAAUAUGAUGAUGAAAAGGAUAAGGAGAAGAAUAGCGUCUUUGUUACGACACCAACAUAAGGAUAGCCUGAUGGUUGCAAAUGGUUACGUUCGCACAGCCUGAGCUAUAUAAACUAGAGAAGAUUAUAUCAUUAAUCGACAUUGCGAGCCAUGAAAUGACAUAACGUCUAGGCCUGUAUGCUGUACUACAUAAUAACGUCAGUGAUGAUCAUUUUUCACUAAAAGGACUGGAUUUGAAAGCUGCAGCACUAGGGAAUAUCACAGCGGAAAUUACAUUCAACUCCAAAUAACGGAUGGAGGAGCGCAUGCAUGAAUUAACGGAGCGGAGAAACUCAGCGGCGAUAUUAAAGAGAUGAAACACCUUUCGUUCUCUCUUUGUGUACUCAACCAGCCGGCGAGGGAGAGGUGAGAGACCACCAGGAGCAGCCGAUGAUCGGAGAGAACAGCGGCCACAGCGCAGCGGCAGGCAUCCGGGACAGUGAUAACUCAGAGAGAGCGCUGUUUACUGUCAUCUGAGUUCUGGCUCCGGACCAGCGGUGAGGCAUGGGCUGCGCUCCCAGCAUCCACGUCUCCCAGAGCGGCGUGAUCUACUGCCGAGACUCGGACGAGUCCAACUCUCCGCACCAGACCACCACUAUAUCCCAGGGCACCGCGGCCACCCUCCAUGGGCUGUUCAUCAAGACGGACGCGGCCGACACCAUCCCCUCGGUAAUCACUUACCAGACCAGGCAGUCCCGGAACAAAUCUCACGGAGAGAGGAGAGAGAACAGCGGGGGACACAUCUGCAUCGAGGCCGAGACACAGACCAGUCACACCAGUGGCAAGGUAUCAGCCACAGAAGAGUGUGUAGGACCUAUGAGACUGACCCAAGAACCUAUUCAGGUCCUGCUGGUGUUUGCGAAGGAGGAUGGUCAGAGCGAUGCCUUCUGGUGGGCGUGUGACCGGGCGGGUUUCAGGUGUAACAUUGCCCGAACGCCCGAGUCCGCUGUCGAAUGUUUCCUGGACAAGAACCACGAGAUCGUGGUCAUUGAUGGACGCCACUCACAAUACUUUGAGGCAGAGGCUGUCUGCCGGUUGGUCUGUGCCACAAAGCCCUCAGAACACACAGUCCUUCUGGCCGUUGUGCCACAGACGCCUUUAGAUCAGGAGGAGCCGUCUGUUCGUCCUCUCCUCUGCGCUGGAUUCAGCAGAAGGUAUGUGGAGAACAUUAGUGUCUCUGCCUGCUAUAACGAAUUGCUCCAGAUAGAACAUGGAGAGGUGCGCUGCCAGUUCAAACUCAGGGCGUGUAACUCAGUCUUCACUGCUCUGGACCACUGUCAGGAGGCUGUGGAGAUCACCAGUGAAGACCAUGUGAUACAGUACGUGAACCCAGCGUUUGAGCACAUGAUGGGAUACCACAAAGGAGAGUUAAUAGGGAAAGAGCUGACAGAACUCCCCAAGAGUGACAAGAACCGAGCAGAUCUUCUAGACACCAUCAACACCUGCAUCAAGAAAGGAAAGGAGUGGCAGGGGAUCUACUACGCCAGGAGGAAGUCAGGUGACAGCAUACAGCAACACGUCAAGAUUACGCCUGUGAUUGGCCAGGGAGGUAAAAUCCGCCAUUUUGUCUCCAUCAAGAGGCCCCACAGUGACAACAACAAACAGGUCCAUAAGAUCAACAGAGAUGGAGACCAUUCCCAGUUAGAAAGCCAUUCCCUGCGUCACAGAGACAGGAGGAAAGAGUCUGUUGAUGUCCGGUCAAUCAGCUCACGUAGCAGUGAUGCUCCCAGUCUGCAGAACCGGAGGUACUCCUCUGUAGCCAGGAUCCACUCUAUGACCAUAGAGGCCCCCAUCACCAAGGUGAUCAACAUCAUCAACGCGGCCCAGGAGUCCAGUCCGGUUUCGGUAGCGGAUGCACUGAACCGGGUCCUGGAGAUCCUGAGGACCACAGAGCUCUACUCUCCUCAGCUGGCCUCUAAGGAAGACGACCCACACACCAACGACCUCGUCGGGGGGCUCAUGAGUGAUGGCUUACGGAGCCUGUCUGGGAACGAGUAUGUCUUCUCCAAAAGUACCCUUCCAAAUAUGAGUCAGCUGGCCAUCCCAGUAACGCUGAAUGACAUCCCUCCGGCCAUCGCUGAGAUGCUGGACGACGAGGACCAAUGGGACUUUAACAUCCUAGAGCUGGAGGCUGCCACCUGUAUGAGACCUUUGACCUACCUGGGCUUGAAGAUCUUUGCUCGCUUCAGUGUGUGUGAGUUCCUGAGCUGCAGUGAGGCUACGCUACGCUGCUGGCUGCAGGUCAUAGAGGCUAACUACCACGCCUCCAACUCCUACCACAACUCCACCCACGCCGCUGACGUCCUACACGCUACUGCCUACUUCCUACGCAAGGAGAAGGUCAAGGGCAGUCUGGACCAGCUGGACGAGGUGGCUGCGUUGAUCGCGGCGACGGUCCAUGAUGUGGACCACCCAGGGAGGACCAACAGCUUCCUGUGUAAUGCAGGAAGUGAGCUGGCCAUCCUGUAUAACGACACUGCAGUGUUGGAGAGUCACCAUGCCGCCCUCGCCUUCCAACUCACCGUCAGGGAUAUCAAGAGCAACAUCUUCAAAAACAUCGACAGGACUCAGUUCAGGACGUUGAGGCAGGCAAUCAUAGACAUGGUGCUGGCUACAGAGAUGACCCGUCAUUUUGAACACGUCAACAAGUUUGCCAACAGCAUCAACAAACCAAUGGCUGCCAUCGAGGAGUCCAGUUCAAAUAGUGAAGGCAGUGACAACGAGGGUCCAGCCAGCAUCAGGAACAGCCCAGAUAACCGGCUGCUGAUCAAGAGGAUGAUGAUAAAGUGUGCUGAUGUGGCCAACCCCUGUAGACCUCUGGAGCUCUGCAUAGAAUGGGCCGGACGCAUCUCUGAGGAGUACUUUUCCCAGACUGACGAGGAGAAGAGAGAGGCUCUACCGGUGGUCAUGCCUGUAUUUGACAGGAACACCUGCAGUAUCCCCAAGUCUCAGAUCUCCUUCAUAGACUACUUCAUUACAGACAUGUUUGACGCCUGGGAUGCCUUCGCCAGUCUACCUGGCCUCAUGGAGCACCUGUCAGAGAACUACAAGUACUGGAAGGGUCUGGACGACAUGAAGUGCAAGAGCCUGCGUCCGCCUUCUCCUCCGUGACCCCUCCAUCCCUCCCUCUCUCCCUUCAUCCCUCCAUCCAUCCCUCCCUCUCUCAGGGCAGGGGGAGAUGGCGAAUGUAGCCCAGCACUGGUAUUAAGCCUCUCCCACUGUGAUUCUACCCAGCUCCACACACAUUGGACUGUACUGCAGUCUGUAGACCUUAGAGCCUGCAAACCCCAGAGUCUGUAGCUUGGAGCGCUGAGAAGAAACCAGGGGACUGUCAUACUGGCUGACAUAAUGACACCCUAUCCCCUAUGUAGUGGACUACGUCUGACCAGAGCCCCAACCCAAACACAUUUCCCAUCUUUGGUUAUCUGAUGUUGCCUCAAACUACAAAAACAGAUUUCAUACAGAGAAUCAUUAUGAUGCCCAUUGCUAAAUUUAGCAUGGGGGGCUCUGGUCAAACAUACAUGCACCACAUGGGGAAUAGGGUAACAUUUUAGAUUUGCCCUCUGAGGCUGAAGCCAGCCUCUUCAGACCCCUCUCGGGUCCCUGUUGGGCCCCUAAUUGGACUCUACAGUCCUCCUUAUCAUCAGUCCCAGCCUGAGGGGUGAGGACCAACCAAUCAGUCCCAGCCUGAGGGGUGAGGACCAACCAAUCAGUCCCAGCCUGAGGGGUGAGGACCAACCAAUCAGUCCCAGCCUGAGGGGUGAGGACCAACCAAUCAGUCCCAGCCUGAAGGGUGAGGACCAACCAAUCAAUCCCAGCCUGAGGGGUGAGGACCAACCAAUCAGUCCCAGCCUGAGGGGUGAGGACCAACCAAUCAGUCCCAGCCUGAGGGGUGAGGACCAACCAAUCAGUCCCAGCCUGAGGGGUGAGGACCAACCAAUCAGUCCCAGCCUGAGGGGUGAGGACCAACCAAUCAGUCCCAGCCUGAGGGGUGAGGACCAACAUGCUACAAACCAACCAACUGCACUUUAGCAGCUCAAAGUCACUUUCUCAAAAUCUUUUAUUUUUCCUGUCUGUUUUUCUGCUCUCUUCUCUCAGACAAGAGUCUGCUGUUUCUUCUCAUACUGUACCUUUCUGUGUCUCUACUGUAGUAUGUAGUACUGCUGAGAUGGGUACCAAAGCUUCAUUAUAAUGUGACUUCUACAGCUAAAAGGGGAGAGAUCACGGAAUGAUUACAGAACUAAAGCAUGUAGAGAGAAAUCAGUCCACUCCAGCACAUGCACACUGUACUCGCUCUUCCAACUAAACAGACAACUGUAAAUUGUAACUCCGCUUACCUUGUUCUCUCGCCAGCUGAAAGUAUUAAGGAAUAUUGAGCCCUGAUAAGCCCUGUCAGGCAGAAUCAUACAGAGGUGUGUGUGUGUGUGUGUGUGUGUGUGUGUGUGUGUGUGUGUGUGUGUGUGUGUGUGUGUGUGUGUGUGUGUGUGUGUGUGUGUGUGUGUGUGUGUGUGUGUGUGUGUGUGUGUGUGUGUGUGUGUGUGUGUGUGUGGCAGCAGCCCCAGUGCAGUCAAAGGUCUGUGUUCGCUCCAUACCUGGGAGGUUUACAGAGCAGAGCCCAGCUGAACUGACUGCUGUAAUAUCUCUCUCUAUGGGGGAGAACCAGAGCUCUGUGCAGAGAGCCAUGCCUCACAUGCAGCUAGCUCACCAUCAGGCUCCCCUCUGGGGCUAGAACCAGCCCUCACUCAGCCCCUCUGGAACUCUGCUCCACAUGGCUCUUAAAAGAUAACUAUCCUGUCAACACUGGGGCUUAGUGGGAACAGUAUUAGAACAGAAUUACAACACUAUUAGCGAAAAGUGGGAGAAAAAUAACACUAUAUUAAGUACUGUUGAUCUUCAAUUAUAAACCAAAUAAGAAGUGAAUUAUCUGACCUACAGUAGGCCAAGUGUAAUAUUUAUGACAGCUUGCAUUGAAGCUAAUCAUAAUUCAUUACUUAAAAAAGGUCAUAAAGUUCCAGUACAUCCAUUUAAAUAUCAAAGGCACGUGUUUUUUUAUUUAAAUUGAACCUUUAUUUAACUAGGCACAUUGAUGUGGACACGUACUGUAGAUAAUUGUAAUCUCCACAUAUGAAGGAAACAAAUUAUAGUAUCGCAACAUGAGAGCAGUGGCUAAGCAAGUUAAUAUUCCAAGCACAACCAACCCAUUGAUUUUUAACUUUCCAGUUACUCUCUGGUGUGCAGUGCAGUUGUACAGUCGUGGCCAAAAGUUUUGAGAAUGACACAAAUAUACAUUUUCACAAAGUCUGCUGCCUCAGUUUGUAUGAUGGCAAUAUGCAUAUACUCCAGAAUGUUAUGAAGAGUG